Messenger RNA from Staurois parvus, 465 nucleotides. The record is from the annotation of a GenBank genome assembly. Lineage: Eukaryota; Metazoa; Chordata; Amphibia; Anura; Ranidae.
GGCAUUCCCAUCAGAGUGCCCCCUUACAUCAGGCAUUCCCAUCAGAGUGCCCCCUUACAUCAGGCAUUCCCAUCAGAGUGCCCCCUUACAUCAGGAAUUCCCAUUAGAGUGCCCCCUUACAUCAGGUUUUCCCAUCAGAGUGCUCCUUUACAUCAGUUGUCCCCAUCAGAAUGCUCCUUUACAUCAGUUGUCCCCAUCAGAGUGCUCCUUUACAUCAGUUGUCCCCAUCAGAAUGCUCCUUUACAUCAGUUGUCCCCAUCAGAGUGCCCCUUUACAUCAGUUGUCCCCAUCAGAGUGCUCCUUUACAUCAGUUGUCCCCAUCAGAGUGCCCCUUUACAUCAGUUGUCCCCAUCAGAGUGCUCCUUUACAUCAGUUGUCCCCAUCAGAGUGCCCCUUUACAUCAGUUGUCCAUAUCAGAGUGCCCCUUUACAUCAGGUAUCCCCAUCACAGUGCCAACUUACAUCA